GAGGAGACCGGGAGCGGAUGACAGCUAAUCAUGAGACGUACCUUCUUAUGGCGAGCACGCAGAAUGACAUGGAGGAUUGGGUGAAAUCCAUUCGGCGGGUUAUAUGGGCACCAUUUGGAGGAGGUAUUUUUGGCCAGAAGCUGGAAGAUACUGUCCGAUAUGAAAAGCGAUAUGGGAACCGCCUGGCUCCUAUGUUGGUGGAACAGUGUGUGGAUUUUAUCCGACAGCGGGGACUGAAGGAAGAAGGCCUUUUUCGACUGCCUGGGCAGGCUAAUCUUGUCAAGGAGUUACAGGAUGCAUUUGACUGUGGAGAGAAACCUUCUUUUGACAGCAAUACAGAUGUGCACACGGUGGCAUCACUGCUUAAGCUGUACCUAAGGGAACUCCCAGAACCAGUCAUACCAUACGCAAAAUACGAAGAUUUUCUUUCCUGUGCCAAAAUGCUCAGCAAGGAGGAAGAAACGGGCCUGAAAGAACUGGUGAAGCAAGUGAAGAGCCUGCCAGCUGUCAAUUAUAAUCUGCUGAAAUAUAUCUGUAGAUUCCUUGAUGAAGUCCAGUCUUAUUCAGGCAUAAACAAAAUGAGUGUGCAAAAUCUGGCUACCGUUUUUGGCCCCAACAUCCUUCGCCCCAAAGUGGAAGAUCCUCUGACUAUCAUGGAGG
Messenger RNA from Phaethon lepturus (White-tailed tropicbird), 660 nucleotides. Its product is annotated as rho GTPase-activating protein 24. Gene Ontology annotation, molecular function: GTPase activator activity. Gene Ontology annotation, biological process: activation of GTPase activity; signal transduction; negative regulation of Rac protein signal transduction. NCBI's taxonomy places the organism in Eukaryota, Metazoa, Chordata, Aves, Phaethontiformes, Phaethontidae. Gene Ontology annotation, cellular component: focal adhesion. The annotation marks the transcript as partial. The transcript has 5 exons. The record is from RefSeq and is a predicted model, not a curated record.